GUCCCCGGGCGCGCGGCGGGAGAUGAAGACCCUGAAGCCGUGGUGGUCGGCCGGCGGCGGCCUCCUGCACCUCAGCGUCCUGCUGAGCUUGGCGGGGCUGCACGUAGACCUGGACCUCUACCUGCUGCUGCCGCCGCCCACCCUGCUGCGGGCUGAGCUGCUGCUCCUGGGCGGCCCCGCCAGCUCCGCCUACGCGCUCAGCCCCUUCCCCGCCUCGGGAGGGUGGGGGCGCGCGGGCCAGCUGCACCCCAAAGGCCGGGAGCCGGACCCCGCGGCGCCGCCCGAGGGCCAGCUGCUCCGGGAGGUGCGCGCGCUCGGCGUCCCCUUCAUCCCGCGCACCCGCGUGGAUGCGUGGCUCGUGCACAGCGUGGCGGCCGGGGACACGGACGGGGCCCACGGGCUGCUUGGCGCCGCCGCAGCCUCGUCGGCCGGAGGAGUCGGCGCCAGCGUGGACGGCGGCAGCCAGGCUGCGCACGGGGGCGGCGGGGACCCCCGAGCGACUCGGGGUAGCCCCGUGGCCGCCGGGGAGGAGGAGAAGGCUCCCGUGGAACCGACGGCAAGGGUGCCGGACGCCGGCGGAAGCGCGAGCGAGGAGAGUGAGGUACAAAGAGAUAACAAGCAUGAAGCUCUGGAUCACAGUUCCCAGCAUGAGGAAAAUGAGGAAAGGGUGUCAGCCCAGAAGGAGAAAUCACUACAGCAAAAUAAGGAAAGUGAAAACAAAAUAGCAGAGAAACCUGACUGGGAGGCAGAAAAACCCACUGAGUCUAGAAAUGAGAGACAUCUAAGUGGGACAGAUACAUCUUUCUCUCUGGAAGACUUACUGUUGCUUUCAUCACAGCCUGAAAAUUCACUGGAGGGCAUCUCAUUGGGAGAUAUUCCUCCUCUUCCAGGCAGUAUAAAUGACGGCAUGAAUUCUUCAGCACACUAUAAUGUAAAUUUUAGCCAGGCUAUAAGUCACGAUGUGAAUCUUCAUGAGGCCAUGUUGCUGUGUCCCAACAAUACAUAUAGAAGAGAUCAAGUAAUAAGGACUUCACAGGCACAAGAGGCAUUUGUGCAGUUAAAUUCUGAUAUCAAUCCUGAGCAAACCCUUCCUGGAACUAAUUUGACAGGAUUUCUUCCUAUUGACAACCAGAUGAGGAAUCUAACAAGCCAAGACCUAUUAUAUGGCCUUGAUGUAAACAUAUUUGACGAGAUAAACCUUAUGUCAUUGGCUACUGAAGAAGGUUUUGAUCCUAUGGAAGUUUCUCAGCUUUUCGAAGAACCAGAUUCUGAUUCUGGCCUUUCCUUAAAUUCAAGUCACAAUAGCACUUCUGUCACCAAGUCUAAUUCUUCUCAUUCUAUGCGUGAAGAAGGUGCUAGAGGUUAUAGUCGUGACCUUGAUUCUCUCUCCCAUCAUGACCUUCACGGGGCUGUAGGAGGCUGCUACCCAGAACCCAGUGAGCUUUGUCAUGUGGCUCAUAGGAGUGAUUCUGGUUUUCAUGUGGAUCUUGCAUUUCAACACAUACUUCAUAACCACACCUAUCACUUACAGCCAACUGCCCCAGAAUCCACUUCUGACUCUUUCUCAUGGCCUGGAAAAUCACAGAAAAUAAGGAAUAGGUACCUCGAUGACACAGAUAGAAACUUAAGCCGUGAUGAACGACGUGCUAAAGCUCUGCAUAUCCCUUUUUCUGUGGAUGAAAUUGUCCACAUGCCUGUUGAUUCAUUCAACAGCAUGUUAAGCAGGUACUACCUAACAGACUUACAAGUCUCACUUAUCCGUGAUAUCAGACGAAGAGGGAAAAAUAAGGUUGCAGCUCAGAACUGUCGUAAACGCAAAUUAGACAUAAUUUUGAAUCUAGAAGAUGAUAUAUGUAACUUGCAAGCAAAGAAGGAAACCCUUGAGAGAGAGCAAGCCCAAUGUAACAAAGCUGUUAACAUAAUGAAAGAGAAACUGCAUGACCUUUAUCGUGAUGUUUUUAGUAGGUUACGAGAUGACCAGGGUAGGCCGGUCAAUCCAAACCAGUAUGCUCUUCAUUGCAGCCAUGAUGGAAGUGUUUUGAUUGUACCAAAAGAACUGGGGACGUCAGGACACAAAGAAAUCCAAAAGGGAAAGAGAAAAAGUGAGAGAAGAAACUGAAGGUGGACUCCACUGUAUGGAUACAGUAAUGUUCAGGAACCGGGAGUUUUGUUCAAGUGUUUUAUCUUUAAGUACUGCUUGCUACUUGAAUCACUGUUUUGAAGCUUAUAUGAGCAGUUUAGGACUUCAAGAUCACACUCGUGGGGAACUUCAUUAAUAGUUCUGUUCAAAGGAUAGGGUGACAUGAAAACCUGAUGACUUCCAGUAACUUUGGCAGCCUUUUUUCUCAUAAGAUGGUCACUUCAAAGACAAAACAUGGGGAUCUAAUUAAAAAUUAAGAUGUAUUUUUUAUAUGACUAAAAAUUUAAAGUAACCUUAACAUUUU
Messenger RNA from Cynocephalus volans (Philippine flying lemur), 2444 nucleotides. It is a transcript of the gene NFE2L3, whose product is annotated as NFE2 like bZIP transcription factor 3. Lineage: Eukaryota; Metazoa; Chordata; Mammalia; Dermoptera; Cynocephalidae. Gene Ontology annotation, molecular function: RNA polymerase II cis-regulatory region sequence-specific DNA binding; DNA-binding transcription factor activity, RNA polymerase II-specific. The coding region runs from base 23 to 2119 and encodes 698 amino acids. The record is from RefSeq and is a predicted model, not a curated record. The transcript is spliced from 4 exons. Gene Ontology annotation, cellular component: nucleus. Gene Ontology annotation, biological process: regulation of transcription by RNA polymerase II.